This is a messenger RNA of Fusarium redolens, 1777 nucleotides long. Its product is annotated as purine nucleoside permease-domain-containing protein. Gene Ontology annotation, molecular function: catalytic activity. The transcript is spliced from 3 exons. Gene Ontology annotation, cellular component: endoplasmic reticulum. Gene Ontology annotation, biological process: transmembrane transport; nucleoside metabolic process. The record is from RefSeq and is a predicted model, not a curated record. Bases 444 to 1697 code for a protein of 417 amino acids. NCBI's taxonomy places the organism in Eukaryota, Fungi, Ascomycota, Sordariomycetes, Hypocreales, Nectriaceae.
CUCAUAUUACCCCUAACUUACCCUAUAAACACUCCCAACAGACAAACCUCGUUCAAAAGGCCGCCCUAUCGGACGGACAUGAUACUCCAAACAAGCAACUCCCCGUAUCAAAGAUCCCGCCGUUGUCCUCCAUUUGUUUCCGAUUCAUCCCAAAAUGCCUCGACCUGACUCGCUGCUGUGGUUUGCCUUGAAGGGCGACAUCCGUUGCGCGAUACCCGUUGGGAUUCUCGUUCUGGGCUCUGAAUCUUAUUCCGGUUCACAAAGACCUUGAAUCCACAUGGCCGUCCUUGACAGGAUGGGUUCUGUGAAACGGGUUCGGUGUUGAAGGUCUCGAACAUGUUCUUGGUAUCGACUUGAGAUUGCGUGGAUGUGAUUCAGAGAUAAAGCUCUUCAACUUCCCCUCGAUCUUGAGUAACUUCUUCAAACAACUCACACCAUCAACUAUGGAGCUACCAAGAGCUUUACUCACGCUAUUUCUUCAGUUCAUUCUCUUGCCUCUAGUAACAGCUCUACCACCUCCCUUGAACCCUCGAGAUGAUGAAGUCUUUGCUCCAAAAGUCAUGAUCAUCUCAAUGUGGUCACCCGAAGCUCAGAUCUGGCACGAUCGCCUCCCCGACUCAAAGCUAGGCAACCUCUCCUCCAAAACCAUUCACUCCCCUGGCCUCUCCAUGCUCUUCCCCUGCGCCACCUGCACCGAAGAUGGAAGUAUCUGCCAUCUCACCAUCGGCGAGGGGGAGAUCAACUCCGCCGCGUCACUCAUGGCUCUCAUGCUAUCACCAAAGUUUGACUUUCGCCAUACCUACUUCCUCAUCGCUGGUAUAGCUGGGGUGAAUCCCAAGUAUGGUACUCUUGGUUCAGUUGCUAUUGCUCGUUAUGCAGUCCAAGUUGCUUUGCAGUAUGAGAUUGAUGUACGGUCUCUUCCUCCAGACUGGCCAACUGGUUACAUCUCAUAUGGUCGUGACCAGCCUUACCAACAGCCCUUUAUCACGUAUGGCACUGAAGUGUUUGAACUCAACGCUCAACUUCAAGAUACUGCAUAUAAACUCGCUUCAAAGGCUCAGCUGGAAGAUGCGAAUGGCCCAAAGGAGUACCGUGCACUUUACCGCCGAAUGGGCGAGUCCUAUAAAAGUGCCUCCCAACCUCCAUCUGUCAUCAAGUGCGACUCUGCUACGAGUGAUGUAUACUACUCUGGUAGCAGACUCUCUGAGUCUUUCGAGAACACUACAAAAGUGUGGACGAACGGCACUGGUAUCUACUGCAUGAGCGCUCAGGAGGAUAAUGCAAUCUUGGAAGUCCUCGUCAGAGCAGCGAUAGCAAAGAUCUGCGACUUCUCAAGAAUCAUGAUCUAUAGAACAGGUUCCAACUUUGAUCGUCCUCCUCCUGACUACACCGACCUAGACCAUCUCACUGCAGCCCAACAAAACGGCUUCUCAAUCGCCAUCGCCAACAUCUUCAACGCCGGCAUUGAGAUCGUCAAAGGCAUAACUGAAGAUUGGGACACCACGUUCAAAGAUGGCAUCAGAGCAGAGAACUACAUUGGAGACAUCUUUGGCAGUCUCGGUGGCGAGCCUGACUUCGGCUUUGGAAGUUUGACUCGUGGCGAGCGCAUUGCGCCAGAUAGUAAAGGCAGUGAGUUAGCGAAUAGGGAGAUGGAUAGACGGAGGAUCCUGACGCAGAAACCAUUGAGAAAGAUUUAGAGACUAGUGAAGGGAGUGGCAGUUUGGGUUGUAUCAUUUAGUGUCGAUUAUCUUGGGAGAGCGUAUGGUAUCAUGGCGAG